AUGCACCGCACACAGAGUGAGUAUGAAGACAUGUUCACGCUCAAAGUCUUCAUCUUCCAGUUUGUGAACUUCUACUCGUCCCCGGUUUACAUCGCCUUCUUCAAGGGCAGGUUUGUGGGAUAUCCAGGAGACUACGGAAAACUCCUCGGCGUCCGCAACGAAGACUGUGGUUCUGGAGGGUGUCUGAUAGAACUGGCUCAGGAGCUCCUGGUCAUCAUGGUGGGAAAACAAAUCAUCAACAACAUCCAGGAGAUCGUCACACCGAAGCUGAAGACCUGGUGGCGGAAUAAGAGUUUGAGAAAGAGCCAGAUGGAGGAGAAGAAAGAGGAGGCGUCGCCAUGGGAACGGGACUAUCAGCUGCUGGUCUCUGAGGGGCUGUUCGACGAGUACCUGGAGAUGGUGCUACAGUUUGGCUUCAUCACCGUCUUCGUGGCGGCCUGUCCUCUGGCGCCGCUCUUCGCUCUGGUGAAUAACUGGGUGGAGAUCCGUCUGGACGCUCAUAAGUUUGUGUGCGAGUACAGGCGCCCGGUGUCCGAGCGGGCGUCGGACAUCGGGAUCUGGCUCCACAUCAUGCAGCUCAUCAGCUUCACUGCGGUGCUCGCCAACGUGAGGCUCACAUCUGUACUACUGUGGGCGUGGCUCUGUGUGGGCGUGGCUCUGUGGGCGUGGCUGUGUGGGUGUGUGGGCGUGACUCUGUGUGGGUGUGGCUAUGUGGGCGUGGCUCUGUGGGUGUGGCUCUGUGGGCGUGGCUCUGUGGGCGUGGCUGUGGGUGUGUGGGCGUGGCUAUGUGGGUGUGGCUCUGUGGGCGUGGCUCUGUGGGCGUGGCUGUGGGUGUGUGGGCGUGGCUCUGUGGGUGUGGCUCUGUGGGCGUGGCUCUGUGGGCGUGGCUGUGGGUGUGUGGGCGUGGCUAUGUGUGUGUGGCUAUGUGGGUGUGGCUCUGUGUGUGUGGCUCUGUGUGGGUGUGGCUAUGUGGGCGUGGCUAUGUGUGGGUGUGGCUAUGUGGGCGUGGCUCUGUGUGUGUGGCUCUUUGUGGGUGUGGCUAUGUGGGCGUGGCUCUGUGUGUGUGGCGAUGUGUGGGUGUGGCUAUGUGGGCGUGGCUCUGUGUGUGUGUGGCUCUGUGUGGGUGUGUGGGCGUGGCUCUGUGUGGGCGUGACUCUGUGUGGGUGUGGCUCUGUGUGUGUGUGGCUCUGUGUGGGUGUGGGUGUGUGGGUGUGGCUCUGUGUGGGCGUGACUCUGUGUGGGUGGCUCUGUGUGUGUGGCUCUGUGUGGGUGUGGCUCUGUGUGGGCGUGACUCUGUGUGGGUGGCUCUGUGUGUGUGGCUCUGUGUGGGUGUGGCUCUGUGUGGGCGUGACUCUGUGUGGGUGGCUCUGUGUGUGUGGCUCUGUGUGGGUGUGGCUCUGUGUGGGCGUGGUUCUGUGUGUGUGGCUCUGUGUGGGUGUGGCUCUGUGUGGGUGUGUCUCUGUGUGUGUGGAUCUGUGUGGGUGUGGCUAUGUGGGUGUGGUUCUGUGUGUGUGGCUCUGUGUGGGUGUGGCUCUGUGUGGGUGGCUCUGUGCCUUCCUCAUCGCUUUCACGUCGUCCUUUUUGGAAAGAUCUUAUUACAAGUUCACCAGAUGCUCUUCGCUCCGAGGCUUCACCAACUUCACCCUCUCCACGUCCCCAAAGCUCUACAGCGACCUUCACAACGCCACCUGCAUGUACAAAGACCUCAGGACUGAGAACGGGGACUUCAGUCCCGAGUACUACAAGCUGCUGGCCGUCAGACUGGCCUUCGUCAUCGUCUUUGAGCACGUGGUGUUCACCGUGGGGCGGCUCAUUGAUCUGAUGGUCCCUGAUGUUCCAGAGGAAGUCCAGGUCAAGAUCAAGAGAGAGUACUACAUGUCCAAGGAGGCGCUGGCAGAGAACCAGGUACAGCAGGAGUCCAGCAGGAGUCCAGCAGGAGUCCAGCAGGAGUCCAGCAGGAGUCCAGCAGGAGUCCAGCAGGAGUCCAGCAGGAGUCCAGCAGGAGUCCAGCAGGAGUCCAGCAGGAGUCCAGGCGUAUUGGAGCUACCUGGAGAGGGGAUGGCGAGCUACCUGGAGGGGGUGGUGAGCUUCCUGGAGAGGGGGUGGCGAGCUACCUGGAGGGGGUGGCGAGCUACCUGGAGGGGGGGUGGCGAGCUACCUGGAGGGGGUGGCGAGCAACCUGGAGAGGGGGUGGCGAGCUACCUGGAGGGGGUGGCGAGCUACCUGGAGGGGGUGGCGAGCUACCUGGAGGGGGUGGCGAGCUACCUGGAGGGGGGGUGGCGAGCUACCUGGAGGGGGGGUGGCGAGCUACCUGGAGGGGGGGUGGCGAGCUACCUGGAGGGGGUGGCAAGCAACCUGGAGGGGGUGGCGAGCUACCUGGAGGGGGGUGGCGAGCAACCUGGAGGGGGUGGCGAGCUACCUGGAGGGGGCUACCUGGAGAGGGGGUGGCAAGCUACCUGGAGGGGGUGGCGAGCUACCUGGAGGGGGUGGCGAGCUACCUGGAGGGGGGGUGGCGAGCUACCUGGAGGGGGGGUGGCGAGCUACCUGGAGGGGGUUGCAAGCAACCUGGAGGGGGUGGCGAGCUACCUGGAAGGGGGUGGCGAGCAACCUGGAGGGGGUGGCGAGCUACCUGGAGGGGGGUGGCGAGCUACCUGGAGGGGGUGGCAAGCUACCUGGAGAGGGGGUGGCGAGCUACCUGGAGGGGGUGGCGAUCUACCUGGAGAGGGGGGUGGCGAGCUACCUGGAGAGGGGGUGGCAAGCUACCUGGAGGGGGUGGCAAGCUACCUGGAGGGGGUUGCGAGCUACCUGGAGGGGGGGUGGCGCGCAACCUGGAGGGGGGUGGCGAGCUACCUGGAGGGGGUGGCGAGCUACCUGGAGGGGGUGGCGAGCAACCUGGAGGGGGUGGUGAGCUUCCUGGAGGGGGUGGCGAGCUACCUGGAGGGGGGGUAG
This is a messenger RNA of Knipowitschia caucasica, 2949 nucleotides long. The record is from the annotation of a GenBank genome assembly. Lineage: Eukaryota; Metazoa; Chordata; Actinopteri; Gobiiformes; Gobiidae.